CGCCACCGCCGCCGCCAUAGAGACUGUAGCCGUGGAGACUGUUACUUACCAACGGGGACCAACACGCAGCCGCCGCUGCUACCGCCGCGGGAGCCGCUGCCCGAACUCCCGGCCCGAACUCCAGAACUGAGCAUGCAGAAUGCGGAGGGUGGAUCCGAUUCGCCGGCUUCUGUGACCCUGUGUCCGUCGGCGGCAGCGCAGGCCCCCGUGGCCCAGCCGGUACCAGCCUCCCCGCAGAGGGUGUUGGUCCAGGCAGCGGGCUCGGCUCCCAAAGGGGCCCAGAUGCAGCCAAUCUCCCUCCCCAGGGUCCAGCAGGUGCCACAGCAGGUGCAGCCCCUGCAGCACGUGUACCCCCCGCAGGUGCAGUACGUGGAGGGCGGAGACGCCGUCUACACGAAUGGAGCCUUACGGACGGCCUAUGCCUACAACCCCGAGCCUCAGAUGUACGCCCCCAGCAGCGCAGCUUCUUACUUCGAGGCCCCGGGCAGCGCCCAGGUGACCGUGGCAGGCUCCUCCCCGCCAGCGGUCCCCUCCCACAGCAUGGUGGGCAUCACCAUGGAUGUCGGGGGGAGCCCUCUUGUCUCCAGCGCGGGAGCCUAUCUCAUCCACGGGGGGAUGGACAGCACCAGACACUCCCUCGCCCACACCUCCCGGUCAUCGCCAGCUACGCUCCAGUGGCUGUUGGAUAACUAUGAAACCGCAGAAGGCGUGAGUCUCCCCAGAAGCUCACUCUACAACCAUUACCUUCGGCACUGCCAGGAGCACAAGCUGGACCCUGUGAAUGCCGCCUCCUUCGGGAAGCUGAUCCGCUCCGUGUUCAUGGGCCUGCGGACGCGGCGGCUGGGCACCAGGGGCAACUCCAAGUAUCAUUACUAUGGGAUCCGCCUGAAGCCAGACUCGCCCUUGAACCGGCUGCAGGAGGACACCCAGUACAUGGCCAUGCGGCAGCAGCCCAUGCAUCAAAAGCCAAGGUACCGGCCAGCCCAGAAGACGGACGGCCUUGGGGACAGCGGCUCGCACGGCAGCCCGCACGGCACGCCAGAGCAGGCCAUGGCCGCGCAGAGCCUGCACCACCAGCAGUACCUCGAUGUGUCUCACGUCUUCCCGGAGUUCCCGGCGCCCGACCUGGGCGGCAUCCUGCUGCAGGAAAGCAUCUCGCCGCACGACGUCAAGGCCCUGCAGCUGCUCUACCGGCGGCACUGCGAGGCAACGUUGGACGUCGUGGUGAACCUCCAGUUUCACUACAUUGAGAAGCUGUGGCUUUCCUUCUGGAACUCGAAAGCCUCCUCAGGUGAUGGCCCUGCCUCUCUACCUGCCAGCGAUGGGGAGCCCGAAGGCGCCGUCCUCCCAAAGGACAAGCUGGUGUCUCUGUGUAAAUGCGAGCCCAUUCUCAAGUGGAUGAGGGACUGCGACCACAUCCUGUACCAGGCCCUGGUGGAGAUCCUCAUCCCCGACGUGCUGCGGCCGGUGCCCAGUACCUUGACACAGGCCAUCCGUAAUUUUGCCAAGAGCUUGGAAGGCUGGCUGACGAACGCCAUGAGAGACUUCCCGCAGCAGGUCAUCCAGACCAAGGUGGGCGUGGUCAGCGCCUUCGCCCAGACCCUGCGCAGGUACACGUCCCUCAACCACCUGGCGCAGGCGGCGCGCGCUGUGCUGCAGAACACCUCCCAGAUCAACCAGAUGCUCAGCGACCUCAACCGCGUGGACUUCGCCAACGUGCAGGAGCAGGCCUCGUGGGUGUGCCAGUGUGAGGAGAGCGUGGUGCAGCGGCUGGAGCAGGACUUCAAGCUCACCCUGCAGCAGCAGAGCUCCCUGGACCAGUGGGCCACCUGGCUAGACAGUGUGGUCACCCAGGUCCUGAAGGAGCAUGCCGGCAGCCCCAGCUUCCCCAAGGCUGCCCGCCAGUUCCUUCUGAAAUGGUCCUUUUACAGCUCCAUGGUGAUCCGUGACCUCACGCUGCGCAGCGCCGCCAGCUUCGGCUCCUUCCACCUGAUCCGCCUGCUCUACGACGAGUACAUGUUCUACCUGGUGGAGCACCGCGUCGCAGAGGCCACCGGAGAGACACCCAUUGCCGUGAUGGGAGAGUUCAAUGAUCUCGCCUCCCUAUCGCUGACGCUGCUCGAUAAAGAUGACCUCAGCGAGGAUCGCGGCAGUGAGGCCGACUCCGACGCCCGCAGCCUGGGCGAGCCCCUGGUAAAGCGGGAGCGCAGCGACCCAAACCACUCCCUGCAGGGCAUCUAGGUCCGGGGUGCCUCCCGCAGGCUCCAGCCCGGGCCUCUGGGCUCUACUGUAAUAGUGCCUCUUAGAUGGUGGGACCUUUGCUCUGACUCACGGGGGCUCCAGUUCACGCUCAAGGGACAUGCCAUUCCUCCGAAGAAAAUCGUCGUUACCCACAACAGAAGGUCACAUCGGGCUCCUGAGUGCCUGAGCUGCUCACCUCGUGCCUCCUGGGUCAUCUUUUCCUUCUGAGUGUUCUUACCCUCUCCUCUGCCUGGCCGUGAACUUCGGUCCAAGUCUCCACAUCCCGCCUGAGACCUGGAAGGGGCCGUGCUGGGCGAGCCGGCACCUCCACAUUGGGCUUCUCAGUUCAGCCUCUUCCAGUUUCCACCAUUCUUUUUAAAAAUUUGGAUCCCAGGAGGGAAGGGGUGUCCUGCAGCUGCUGGGCAGUACUGAGCGGACUGGUAUCCACAGAGGCCCCUGCCCUGGUGCCCCGUGGUGGGAAGGGACCACCUCCAUGCUGUGCCCAGGGCCUCCUGCCCUGCCGGCUGGGCCGAGGCGUGGAAGCCGGCCCCCAGGAGCCCCAUCUGCAGACACCAGAGGUCCCCAGAAGCAGCUGUCAAUCACCAUGGCCCCAUGUGGCCCGAAGAACAAGUCAUGGAAGUGGCCCGCCCAUGCCAAGACAUAGUGGUGUCUUCAAGAAUCAAAACCAGAAGUUUUAUCGGCAACUGGGAGGAUCUGGGUUCUGUCCAAGUUCACGCCAACAUCAAGCCAAACUGCUGGGUCUGGAAUGAGUUUGUUCCGAGGGGGCUGGAUGGUCGAUGUUUCAGUGGUGCCUUCAGAGGGCAGCCAUCGGGCCAAGUCUGCCUGGCUCCCGCUCCAGAAUCUUCUGGAAUGCCUGCUCUGGAAUUAGCAAUCCUGGAGCACUUCGACCCAGCAUGAGUCCCAUCUUGAACUGCUCAAAGUCGAAACUCUUCGCUGGGUGACAUGAACCCCGAGGACUCGCACAGCCCUUGAGCUGUGAACACUCCGGAUCUGUAUCCGCCAUAACACAUUGCACUUGGUUAGCUCCGCGCAAGAGUCCCGCCCCCAAACCAACUGCAAAAAAGAAAGACAAACCUCUGGUCUGGGAAGCACCAUCGUAUGAAAUGCAAUAGUUCUCUUUUUGGAAAUAUGUUUAUAUCAAUAGUUUUGUGCUCUAAUUGUUACUAGAAUGUUUCUUAUGAACAUGUAUAUUGCGGUAUAUUCGGUCCCCCAUAUUUUUUUUUCAUUCAUGCAGAAGGUACUAAUGUAAACUCACGUGGCCUUGAGAAAAACCUUACUUCCCGACAAGCCGCGCACUCCUAGGUCCACCCCAGGUGUGCAGAGCGGUGUGGAGGGCAAAGACAGGAAAGGCUAGGCGCUUGUUUUAGAAACCAAGUCUAUCAUAAUCACAAUGUUUGUCUGGUUUUACAGUUUGAGACUUAGAUGAAAUCAGACAGAAAGAAUGUCUUUAAAAUAUAUAUCUCCCCUCCCGGGAGACAUUUAAGCUCACGAUUUGUGGGUUGUGAUGGCCUGUCUUCUUCCAUGUGGGGUGAGCAGUACAAACUGGGUUCCCGCCUUAUGCUCCUGCCUUUGCAGGAUUCCACGAGGAACAACACAAGUGACGGUAAAGACAUGCGUCUUCCAAGACCGUUGUCGUUUUUCGGCGAUCCACAUUCCAGCCCUUCCCCGCCAUACACGGGUGCACGCGCGCAUACACACACACGCGUGCACGCGUGCGUGCACACACAGUGGCCCUGGAGAAUACAGGCCUCCCUCCAGGCCCGUCCCCUGCCCUGGACUGCCAACCUGUCCGGGCUCCUGCCAUGCGAGGCUCCGAGGAGAAGCAGCGGCCUCCAGCACUUUCUUCUUGGCUCUCUGGGGAGUGUUCCAGAAGGAGCGGAUUCCCUGAGUUUCGUUUAGCAAGGCCAGCUCUGGGCCAGAGAUGGCAAGAAAGCAAUGGUCAGCCCUGGAAGAUCAGGACUAUUUGGGAGUGGACUAGACUUACCCAGAUACAGCAGAACAAAGCCCCGGCCCCAGGCACCGAUGAAACCCUCUGGUUGUCCCCAGGACUUACUCGGCAGAGGGUUGGGGGCCAAACUUGGGAAUCCCCUAAGAAUCACUACAUGAGCUUGUGUGAACGUGGCCAGUGCCUGGUGGGAUUAUCAUGGGGGCUGGAAAUCCGCGUUGUCUGGACCACCCCUGGCAGAGGGGAGGGGAUCCGACACAGAGUUAUAGGACUUUGAAGAACCCCUGCAGAGGAGACCCAGCAGGCUCGGGAACGAGGGAAGGCCCACCGAUGGGAAGAUGUUCCAGAAACACGGGACACCAUUCCUGGUCAGUCACCCCUAAAAGUUGCUCUUCUGUGCCAGGCAGGUGUCCCACGUCCCGCAGAGAUGCUCAGCCUUGGCCCCCGCCCAGGCCCAUCUAUCCCCAAUAGAGGUCCUGGGACCCCUGGGUGGCGCUAAAAUCAUCUGCCUCCCUGGGCUGGGACCUCCGGGGACCUGCACGUGGCUCAAUGCUCUGCCGUCACCAUCUUAAGAUUCUCAAUAGUUUUUGAAGAAAGGGCCCACGCUUUCGUUCUGCGCUGGGCCCCAGGACAAAUUUUGCGGCCAGUCUUGGGAAACUCCCAGGACAUGACCAUGCAGACUCCCCUUCAGCUGGGCGGCUGGGCCCUGUCCCUGUGGUGAGUCUCUACCAGGCUCUCAGAACCCAGCAGAACCCCGACUCGCCCCAUCCUCUUGUCGUUCAUGACCGCAGUCCCUCUGCAGCCUGACAUCCCUGAGCACGGCCAGCCCUUGCACCAAGCAGCAGCCACCCCCAGCCCUCCCUGUCUGAGAGCCAGGCCCGGUGCUGGGGUGGCAGGGUGCCUGGAGGAGGAGAGCCAGGCCCUGCUUCUGGGCCUGCGUAGCUGGUGACAGAAUGAGCCCAGGUGAUGUCUCCAUGACCACUGCCCCAGGAACGAGAGAGGAGAUGAGCAGGGGAGACUGCCGAAGGCCCACAGUCUAUCAAGUCCCCUAGAAAGCCCACAGAGUAGGGACCCAGAGCACAGAGCCAAACAACAAAGGGAACCUAGUCCUACCAAGAGCCUCUGGGAGGUUCUAACUAAUCACAACAACUCCAUACUAGACGCUUCUAUCCAAUCUCCUCUUUUUGACAGUAGGUGUUCCCUCAUUGUACACAUGGGAAAAUUGAAGCUGCUGGCUGGAAUGCAGAUAGGAUGGCUGGAGCAUCAGCAGCCAUUUUUAGACCUUGAGGUGGGUCUCCUACAAUAAGGCAGGCAAAGCAAUGAGACAGAAGGAACCUGGAUCCCUGGUGAUCGUGGAGCUGCAUUACAAUCCUGACA
Enhydra lutris kenyoni (northern sea otter) is the source of this 5584-nucleotide messenger RNA. Its product is annotated as regulatory factor X2. Gene Ontology annotation, cellular component: nucleus. The transcript has 17 exons. Gene Ontology annotation, biological process: regulation of transcription by RNA polymerase II. Gene Ontology annotation, molecular function: DNA-binding transcription factor activity, RNA polymerase II-specific; RNA polymerase II cis-regulatory region sequence-specific DNA binding. NCBI's taxonomy places the organism in Eukaryota, Metazoa, Chordata, Mammalia, Carnivora, Mustelidae. The record is from RefSeq and is a predicted model, not a curated record. Bases 133 to 2241 code for a protein of 702 amino acids.